Penicillium atrosanguineum is the source of this 783-nucleotide messenger RNA. RefSeq lists its product as uncharacterized. Gene Ontology annotation, molecular function: protein binding. Bases 1 to 783 code for a protein of 260 amino acids. The record is from RefSeq and is a predicted model, not a curated record. The transcript is spliced from 2 exons. NCBI's taxonomy places the organism in Eukaryota, Fungi, Ascomycota, Eurotiomycetes, Eurotiales, Aspergillaceae.
AUGGCAGCGACCUGGGAAUCAAGCCUGCUUGAUAAAGCCCCGGGACACUUUACGAACGAAGUUCUUCCCUUGAUUCACGGGCCCACAGUCACGAUUCGAAUCGAGCCCCCCAGUCGCGAGUUCAUCGUUUCAAAGGACCUGCUCGGUAAACAGUCUUCUUAUUUCGCCAAGAUGUUCGAUGGAAAGUUCUUUGAAGGAAAGACAAAUGGAGCCACCUUGAAAGUGAUCGAGGGGGUUCUUUCUCUCCGGAGCUUCGAAAUGCUUCUGCAGUGGCUCUAUAUCGGCAAUAUUACAUACUACUCAGAAGAUGCAGGGGCCCGAAUUUCUGCCCUCAUUGAACUUGCGAGGCUUGCCGAUAUGUGUGCUGUCCAUGCACUGGAGGCUGCAACGGCAAAGUUCAUCAAAGAUCUGAUUCUCACCACGUCUGAUCUCGCGCGAGUCGGUCACAAGAAGAAUCCCAACGCAAACACUUAUGCACUCUCAUCUCACAAUAUCCAGUCGGCGACAGAGCUUCCGCAGGGCCAUGAAGUGCGUGCUGUUCUUGCUGGUGCCUCUUUUGAGGGAUACUUGCUUUCCAAGAACCACAAAUUUCAUGCUCUUAUUCUCGAAAACCCUCAGUUCAGAAGAGAUCUCAUCUGCGAGCUCGAGAAGGGAUUGAAACAAGCCGGUCCUAGCACAGGAUACCUCGUGGACCCGAUCUCCGGAAGGAGCUUUCAUAUCAACGCACGCGAAGUUUCCGAGCUCUCCCAGUUCAUUAACUCCGAUAAGCUUGACGCAGCUUAA